CAAGUGGAGACAAUGAUGGAGCAAUCAAAGAUGGCAUUUGGAUUGGCAGCAAGGGAUGCAACUGGAGUCCUCUCCCCCUUCUCCUUCACCUUAAGGGAUCGAAGAGAUGAUGACAUCACCUUGAAGAUAUUGUAUUGUGGGAUUUGUCAUACUGAUCUUUCCACCAUCAAGAAUGAGUGGGGAAAUGCUAGAUACCCAGUCGUCCCUGGGCAUGAGAUUGUGGGUGUUGUCACAGAAGUAGGCAGCAGUGUCCAAAAGUUCAAGGUUGGGGACAACGUGGGCGUGGGAUACUACAUCAGCAGCUGCCUUUCCUGCGACAACUGCAAGCAUGAUUGGGAGAACUACUGCCCCAAAAUGGUGCAGACCUUCAACCACUCCCACCCAGAUGGCACGAUGACCUACGGAGGAUUCUCCGAUAAGUUCGUUGUUAACGAGCAUUUUGCCGUCAGGAUCCCCACCAACUUGCCUCUGGACAAGGUUGCACCUCUCAUGUGUGCAGGGAUCACUGUUUACACCCCACUGAAGGAGCAUGGACUCAGCGAACCUGGGAAGCAUGUGGGCGUCGUCGGACUCGGUGGUCUCGGCCAUCUAGCUGUGAAGUUUGCCAAGGCUUUUGGGGCCAAAGUUACAGUGAUCAGCACAAGUAUUAGCAAGAAGAAGGAAGCAAUAGAGAAGUUGGGAGCUGAUUCAUUUAUAGUCAGUAAGGAUCCUGAGCAAAUGAAGGCUUCCAUGGGCACAAUGGAUGGUAUUCUUGAUACAGCUUCUGCUAAUCACUCGCUUAUGCCCUUGAUCGGAUUAUUGAAGACUCGUGGUAAACUUAUUGCUCUUGGUGGGAUGACCAAGCCUGUGGAGAUUGUCAUGUUUCAUUUAAUGUUAGGAGCGAAAAUGGUGGCUGGAAGCUUGAUUGGUGGGGUGAAGGGUAUACAGGAAAUGUUGUACUUUGCUGAGGAGCAUAACAUCACAGCAGACGUCGAGGUCGUCGGAAUGGAUGAUGUGAACGUGGCGAUGGAGCGGCUUGAGAAGGGCGAUGUGAGAUACCGAUUUGUUAUUGAUGUAGCGAACACCAUAACGAUAUCUAAUUAG
Messenger RNA from Elaeis guineensis (African oil palm), 1083 nucleotides. RefSeq names its product probable mannitol dehydrogenase. NCBI's taxonomy places the organism in Eukaryota, Viridiplantae, Streptophyta, Magnoliopsida, Arecales, Arecaceae. The record is from RefSeq and is a predicted model, not a curated record. Gene Ontology annotation, molecular function: oxidoreductase activity, acting on the CH-OH group of donors, NAD or NADP as acceptor; zinc ion binding.